Dentiscutata erythropus is the source of this 3819-nucleotide messenger RNA. The record is from the annotation of a GenBank genome assembly. Lineage: Eukaryota; Fungi; Glomeromycota; Glomeromycetes; Diversisporales; Gigasporaceae.
AACACUAAUAAAAACUGGCUAAAGCAUUUGCUUCUUGAAAACAAUCAACGUCAAAAGUAUAUUCGUAAUAAUAGAUCAGUUUUUGUUCGUGAAGACCCCAAAUUUUUACGUAUAUUGCCUCAGCAUAGUGAUAUUAUAACUGCUAUUCAAGAAAAAAACCCAGUAUAUAUGUUAUUAAAAGUUCCAAAUGUAGAUUCAAAUUUACAUAAAAAAUCGCUAAUUCCUUUAAUUCCAGGAUAUAAAGUUUUUAUAUAUUAUGGUAGUUGUUAUUGUACUAUAGAAUUAGGAUGGUGUGAAGUUAAACAAAUUAUAUUAUGGAUAUUGAAUGAAUUUGGUGCUGAUAGUAAAUUUCAAAAUCGAUUAAAUAUUCAGCAAACUUUUGAAAAAUCAGAUGAUUUGCAUCAAUAUCUUGAAAAUUCGUCUACUCUUAAUUAUAAUAGCCGUUUGUCUUUACCAUUUUUAUUAGGAUUAACUACAACAGAAAAUGUAAAAUGGUUACGUGGGUAUGUUGGUGCACAUUAUUCGAACAUAUUUGAAUUAGAAUAUAAACAAUAUAAGGCAGAAAAAGAAAUAAAUACUAUAAUUAAAUCAGCGAAAAGAGAUGCAAAUUCUUUAGAAGCUGAGAUUAAGCAAGGAAUUCAAACAGAGCUUACUUUUAAUUUACAAAAAUCAGAUAUAGAUUCGACUUUAAUACAAGCAAUGAGUAAUAAGAUAAUAAAAAUGCAAAAAGAGCUAAAUAAUACUAAAAAGCGAUUAUGCCGUUCACACCAAACAGUAAUAGCAUUGCAAGAAUUAUUAGAAAAAGAAUCCAAUAAUUCAAGUGAAGAUGACGAAUGUAGUGAUAUAGAAAGUGAUCAAGACUUAUCUGAAACUCUGAAUCUUCAAGAAAUCUUAAACUUAUUGAUUAUUAAAGGAAAGUUAGGUUCUACUGUAUUUGUUAGCACCGAAAUUUUUCUAGAAUUAAUUCUUAGACAACCAUGCCCAAAAUGUUGCAAUACAGAUAUUGUGACAAAAAAACAUCAAAUAAAAGUUUCUGGAUUCUUAGUAAAAAUCAAUAUCACUUGUAAUAAAUGCUCUACAACAGUAUUCUAUAAAAAUGAAACAGAUGGAGUUGAUUAUUCAAAACUUGUUGCUGGAGCAGGAUUAGUUGGAGGAGUAAAUAGAGAAGAAUGGAUGACAAUGUUAUGCGCAUGUGGUAUUACACGCCAAAGUGGAAAAAAGCAAUAUUUUCAGAAACAAGAAGCUUUUUUUCAAAAAAUCCAAGAAAGUGCUGAAAGUAGUGCUAAUUUUGCUUUGCAUGCUGCUUGUGAACAAGUAAAAUUGCAAGGUAAUCAUGUCUUAGAAGUUAGUUUUGAUAAUUCAUGGAGUCAUGUAAGAAAAGCAUCACAAGCAAGUGGCGAAUUUAUCUAUCAUGGAAAAAUUGAUGGAUAUCGUGCUAAGCCUAUUGUAGGUUACCAUUUGGUAGAAAAACCUCGAAUUUAUAAAAACAAAAAAGAAGAAACUAUUGUAAUUAAUGAAGGAAAUUAUAAUAAUAGCAGCCGACAAAUGGAACAUGCCAAUUUAAUCGGUUCUAUUACUAAAAUCACACCUACACUUAUUGAAUAUGAUAUUGUUCUUGGAGUUGCCAUAGAUGGAGAUCUAAAUAGUAAUAAAACAUUAGCAAAUCAACCAAUAGUAUCAAAAAUAUUUGCAGAUUUAAAACAUAAAGCAGCAACUGUAAGAAAAAAAAUAGAUGAAAAAUGGAAAUACCUUGAACAACCGAUUAUGAAUUUUUAUAAUAGAGCUGUGUAUGCUGCAUGUAUUCGUACAGGUAAUAAUAAUCAUCUCUCACCAACAGAUAAUGAUUUACAUCAAUUACAUUAUGAUGUUCAAAGAGAAGAUAAACGAAUUUGUAACGUUGCCGAAAUUCAUAACAGAAAUGAAAUACGUGCAAAAAAAAUAACUCAACAAAAAAACCAAUUACAAGAUUUCGAUUGGUCACAAGAUUUGGUUCCAUACGGAAAAUCAGUACAAGAUAAUAUUAUAAAAUAUACAUUCCGACCUUCUUUUUCAGACAUUAUUCCUAAUUUUGACAGCUUUAUAUUAUGCGAAGGUUGCGGCUCAUUUCCAAAAAGAUUUCCGGAGCAAGGUCUUUGUAAAUUAUGUGGAUUUUAUUGGAAUCAUGAAUUAUCACAUUUUAUUAUCAAUCCAAAAUUUCAUUCUGCAAAGGGCAAAUCAUUAACACAACCUAAAUUAAAUAUGAUUGAAAUAGUUCUAUUAGAGGUUUUUAACUUACAACAUUUUAAAGAGUUACAAUAUAAAAGUAUUGAAAGUUUUAUAUUAAAAAAGGAUACGUUAACUAUUAUGCCAACAGGAGGAGGUAAAACUUUAAUUUUUUCUAUAGCUAGUACGUUAUUUUAUGGAUUAACGGUAGUAUUUACUCCAUUAAAAUCUGUAAUGGAAUGCCAAUUAAGAGAGUUAAUUAGCAUAGGGAUACCUUCAGCUUACCUUUUCGCAGCUACAGAUCAACCACUUGAUAUGCAAGAAAAAAUUUUUUCAGAAAUUGCCUCAGGAUUUAUUAAAAUUUUGUGGAUUACACCAGAAAAAUUUAUACAAAACUUUCAGUUUCGCCAAAUGUUAAAAAAAGUAGCAGAAAUACGUGGUAUUCAGUUUGUCGUAGAUGAAGCGCACUGUAUAAAAGAGUAUGCUAAUUUUAGACCAGCUUGGAAUCAGCUAUCUCAGCUAAAAGAAGAAUUUGGUUCUGCACCAAUUCUUCUAUUAACUGCAACUUGUAGUGAAUAUAUGGCUAGUCAAUUAAGUAUAAAUCUUAAGUGCUUUUCUUUGAAUAUAAUUCGUAACAUACAAAUUUACAGACCUGAACUAAAACUUCAAGUACUUCCUAAACCUGUAAAAAAAGAUAAAUUAUUAGAUGCAAUUUUUAAAAUUAUAAAUGAAACCACUACUGGACGAAUAAUUAUUUAUUGCGCAACACCAGAUGAAUGCUCAAAUAUAAUGAUAGCUCUUAAAAAACAAUACAACCCAGACUUAAUCACAAUUUAUCAUGGAAAAAUGUCUAAUGCUGAUCGAAAAAUAACUCUAACAGGUUGGAAAACUGGACUUUAUCGUUAUAUAGUAGCAACUAAUGCUUUUGGAAUGGGUAUACAUGUAGCUGAUGUAAGAGUGAUAAUACAUGUUACAUUUCCAAUAUCAAUUACAAAUCUUGUUCAAGAAAUUGGACGUGCUGCACGUGAUGGAAACUCUGAAGAAGAUCCUAUAACAACUAUUUUUGAAUCGUCUUAUUGCUGUGAAGAUACUUAUACCUGUCGACAAAUAUUAUAUUAUACUCCAUUUAAAUGGACUACGGAUCCACAAAUUCCUGAAUGCAAUAUAUGUGAUAACUGUAUUAGAAAAAUUCAAGAUAAGGCAACAAAAGCUAAUAUUCGUAAUGACUUAUUAAAAAUAUUAGAUAUUACAGAAAAGUUACUAAAAAUGGUUGAAGAAAAAAAAUUAACAAGUUUUGGAAGAGAGGAAUUAGUAGAUGUUUUUUUAAAAGCUGACAACAAAAAUACAAAAAGUAAAAACUUAUCAUUAUUGUGGACAGGAGAAGUUGCCAUUUAUAAACCAAUGAUUUCUACUCGGGAUGCCUGUUUUCACAUGGUGGAUAAAUUAAUUAUCAAAGGGUUUAUAAAACAAAAUAUAAUCAUUGAACCUAUUCGCCCAAAUUCUUUAAUUUUAUCAUAUAGUUGCAGUAUAAUUGCUAUCUCUGAUAAUGCACGAGAACAAAUAACAAUAAAUGAAUGGUGGGAAUUUGUAAAGCAAAGUUCAAGACAAAAAAAAUAA